AUGGCACGAACAAAGCAAACUGCACGUAAAUCCACCGGAGGUAAAGCUCCAAGAAAACAACUUGCCACCAAGGCCGCCCGUAAGAGCGCACCUGCAACCGGUGGAGUCAAGAAACCACAUAGAUACAGGCCAGGAACAGUCGCUCUCCGAGAAAUCAGGAGAUACCAGAAGAGCACAGAGCUCCUCAUCAGGAAACUCCCCUUCCAGAGAUUAGUCCGUGAAAUCGCCCAGGACUUCAAAACUGAUCUCCGAUUCCAGAGUUCAGCCGUCAUGGCCCUACAGGAAGCCAGCGAAGCCUACUUGGUCGGUCUCUUCGAGGAUACCAACUUGUGCGCAAUCCACGCCAAGAGAGUAACCAUCAUGCCAAAGGAUAUCCAAUUGGCCCGAAGAAUCCGUGGAGAACGUAGAGGAAAAGGAGGUAAAGGUCUAGGAAAAGGAGGCGCCAAGCGUCACAGGAAGGUGUUGCGUGAUAACAUCCAAGGUAUCACCAAGCCAGCCAUCCGUCGUUUAGCAAGAAGAGGUGGAGUAAAACGUAUAUCUGGACUCAUCUAUGAGGAAACCCGUGGUGUCCUUAAAGUUUUCUUGGAAAAUGUCAUCCGUGAUGCUGUCACAUACACAGAGCACGCCAAGAGGAAGACUGUCACUGCCAUGGAUGUUGUCUACGCUUUGAAACGUCAAGGACGUACCUUCAAAUCGUCCACAGAGCUAAUAAUCAUGGCACGAACAAAGCAAACUGCACGUAAAUCCACCGGAGGUAAAGCUCCAAGAAAACAACUUGCCACCAAGGCCGCCCGUAAGAGCGCACCUGCAACCGGUGGAGUCAAGAAACCACAUAGAUACAGGCCAGGAACAGUCGCUCUCCGAGAAAUCAGGAGAUACCAGAAGAGCACAGAGCUCCUCAUCAGGAAACUCCCCUUCCAGAGAUUAGUCCGUGAAAUCGCCCAGGACUUCAAAACUGAUCUCCGAUUCCAGAGUUCAGCCGUCAUGGCCCUACAGGAAGCCAGCGAAGCCUACUUGGUCGGUCUCUUCGAGGAUACCAACUUGUGCGCAAUCCACGCCAAGAGAGUAACCAUCAUGCCAAAGGAUAUCCAAUUGGCCCGAAGAAUCCGUGGAGAACGUGCUUAA
Mytilus trossulus (common blue mussel) is the source of this 1125-nucleotide messenger RNA. RefSeq lists its product as uncharacterized. Gene Ontology annotation, cellular component: nucleosome. The coding region runs from base 1 to 1125 and encodes 374 amino acids. Lineage: Eukaryota; Metazoa; Mollusca; Bivalvia; Mytilida; Mytilidae. The transcript has 3 exons. Gene Ontology annotation, molecular function: protein heterodimerization activity; DNA binding; structural constituent of chromatin. The record is from RefSeq and is a predicted model, not a curated record.